Messenger RNA from Megalopta genalis, 840 nucleotides. The record is from RefSeq and is a predicted model, not a curated record. NCBI's taxonomy places the organism in Eukaryota, Metazoa, Arthropoda, Insecta, Hymenoptera, Halictidae.
AUGUAUGGAAAUAUUGGAACUUUCAUUAUAACAAAUAUACGUUUAGUAUGGUUUGCUAAUAUGAAUCAUCAAAGACAUGCUAAAAUAUACUACGUGUACACAAAAAAAAUAUUAAUAAUUUUAUUUUUUUAUUAGAUUACUAUCAAAAAUUCAAAAUUUGGUCCAACUUUAGUAAUUGUGAGUACAGAAUCUACAGGAGCUUACAUAUUAGGCUUUCGGGUUACUCCCCUUGAAAAGCUACAUAUUUUAUACAAAGAAGUUACAACAUCGUUUAAAACAUUUGAAAAGUGUCCAAUAUUCGGUGUAGAUUAUACACUCGAACAUGAGGCAUCUUUACAACGAGAAGUAAAUAUAGAACAAUACUCUGAAAAAGAAGAUAAUCAAAUUGAAAAUUUAAAUGUUUUUGGAUACUAUUUUUCUGAAGGAACAAAUCAACGAAAACCUAGCGUUUCAGAUUAUUUAGGACUUGCUGCAGAAAAGCCUAACGAAACUAGUACUUUGCAGAAUAUAUGGGAACUUAUACCUCAAAAUUAGAUGUAUCAUUUACUGUGUAUAAAAUUAUGAGGAUUACGAAGCUACAGUGAUACUUUAAAGGAAAGUAAGAACAGCUGUGAAAGAUUCAUGUAUAAUUGUUUUAAAUGUCUCUAUAUAUUAAUACAAAUUAAUUUUUUGAGCAGUAUUGCACAAAUAUUAAAUAUUUUAGAAAAGAAAAAUGUGAUUACACUUUUGUAAAAAACGUUUCAUGUUCGUAACACCAUUUCAAAUAUACUUUAGCAUUUUAUUUACUGAAAAGUCAACAGCUACAAAGAAUUAAUAAAAAAAUAGAUAAUUAGAAUUAAA